This is a messenger RNA of Cinclus cinclus, 4537 nucleotides long. RefSeq lists its product as uncharacterized. The record is from RefSeq and is a predicted model, not a curated record. The transcript is spliced from 7 exons. The coding region runs from base 1 to 990 and encodes 329 amino acids. NCBI's taxonomy places the organism in Eukaryota, Metazoa, Chordata, Aves, Passeriformes, Cinclidae.
AUGUCUGACAUGGUGAGGUUGGAGGCCCCGCCGCCAUCGCUCCGGCCCCCCCGCGGCCCACACGUGACCAGGGAGAACCCCGCGCUGCUUCCGCCCACCAAUCACAGCGCGCGAUCGCUCCUGGAUUUCCGCGUCCGGGCGCUGUUUAUUCCCAGUUCCCUCCCAGUGCUCCCAGUAAGAGCGGUCCUAGCACGGAAAGCGCUCCCAAUUCCUUCCGGGUUCUCUCAGGAUCGCUUCGAGUGCUCCCAGUAUUGGUUCCAGCACUGUGCAGGGCACGGCCACUUUGGAACCCCCCAGGGCAGAGCACGGCUGCUUUUCAGUGUCGGCACCGACCUGGGCCGGGCUGGGAGCGGAGGAGGGGGAGGAAGGAAAGAGGAGCGGGAAGAACAAGAAGGGGAAAGUCAGGAACAUGAGGAAGAGGAGCUGCAAGAGAAAGAGCAGCAGCAGAACCACUCGGCUCCCCCGCCCGCCCGCUCAGGCUGCAGUUCCCCCAACUCUGGCAGCAUCGCCCUGCCCCCCCGGAACCCACAGUGCACCAGCCAGAUGUCAUCACCCAGCAGGGCAGGAGGUGGAACUUGUUCGGCUGUUGACAAGUGGCCCGGAGGAUGUCCCCAUGGCUGCUUCUGGCACGGAGCAUCUGCACUCACCCUGGCACAGACAUCUCCCCAGCUGUGUCCCCAACUGUCCCCCUAUGCCACAUGGACUCAGUGCUCACCAUCCUGGAUACCCUUGAGUCCCCGGCCUGGGACUGUGGAUUUCCUCUUCCAAGAGAUUCAGAGCUGGACCGGCUGCCAGGGGAUGCCGAUGGCACCAGAGCUCAGGCAUCUCAGGCCCCCCAGCUGUCACACUGGGGCGACUCCAGGAGCCACUGCAACCCCAGGCCCCUCGAGGGGUGACCUGUGGUGUCCCUCUGGUGUCACUGGCGAGUCCCCAGCAGAAGCAACAUCACCUCCUCAGCAGGAGGAAGACGAGAAGGAGGUGAGGAUGUGACUGAAACUCCUGCCCGUUCACAUGGGGAGGUCGCCACACGAACGGGGGCCAAGCACAGGUGGAGCAGCGGAGGUACCAUGGGGACUGGGGGGGGACAUGGGGACAGUCCCCAAGGUCCCCUCAGGGGAUGCUGUGGUGGGGGCGGGGGGGAGGGGGUGCAGGGUGGAGCAGCAUCUUCAGGGGGAUGUGGGGAGAUGGAAAUGGCUGGGAGUGACCCCAGAAAUGUUUUCACCACCUCCUCCUGUAACAUGUGGGCCGCCCCCUUCUUUGGGGUGCUGGUAACAAAUUGGCAGAUGGCGGUGACAAAAAGCGCAGGUGCCACCUCGGGGAUUGCACAGAGAGAGGGUCCUGCAGCAUGACCAAGACCCCCCUGACUGAGGGGCACCCCAGGGUGACAAAGGGGGGGGGGGGUCAGGGGUGUCCCCAAGGUGUGAGGGGAGCAGGUUUUAUGGGGAAGUGUGGUUGGGGCGCAACAGAAAUGCGUCCAGUCCUGCCGGUGUCCGGAGCACGAGGGGGACAUGGCACCUGUUACCCUGUCACUGUGUCCCCCUGUCUCCCAUCAUCCACUGUACCCCACUGUCCCUUUUGCUGGGCAGCAAGGGGUGGUGGCACUCCUGGAUGGGUGUCCAGGUGGAUCUGCACUCACCUGCUAUGGACAGAGUUGUCAAACGUGAUGUGGGGACACUGGGUUGCACUGUCAUUGGCAUUUCACUGUCAUUGUCACCAUCACUGUCAGUGCCACUGCCAUUUGUCACUGUUAUUGUCACUGUCACUGUCCUUAGCACUGUCACUGUCACCAUCACCAUCACUGUCAUAGCACUCACUGGCUGCUCCCCAGGGUCCGCAGAGGUACUGGGGAACAGCCAGGGGACAGAUGGAUAGAUGUGGGACAGAAGGACAUGAGUGAGACACCAGGAGAGACAUAAGGCACACAAAAGGGACAUGAGAAGAUACCAGAAGGACACUCAGGGGACACUGGGACACUUGCGGACACUCACAAUAUCACUGAAGGUGUAGCAGUCGGGGAUUUUCUGUUUUAGUAGCGUUUGGAUGUUGAUGGCCUUGAGCUGGAACUCCAUGAUGACACUGAUCAGCCUGAGGGGACAAAAAACACUACAAGAGGCCUCAAAAUCACUAAAAAAUAAAAUAGGAAAAAAUCCACCUCAAAAUCCCAAAGAAACCAAUGCAAAAGGGAAAACUCCGCCGCAAAAAAUCCCCAAAAAAGAGAACAAAUCUGCCCAUAAAUCCCCAAAAAACCCUGUGAGUUCCCCAAGUUCAAAAAAAAACCUGGAAAAGGAAAAAUUUGACCCCAAAAAUCCCCCAGAAAUUAAAAUUCCACCCCAAAAUCCUAAAAAAAAAAAAAGGAAAAUUUCCACCCCAAAAUCUCAAAAAAUCCAAUGCUAAUGGAAAAUUCCACCUGAAAUCCCCAAAAACCUCAGGAGUUCCCAAAAUAACAAAAAAAAAAAAAACAUUCUAGAAAAGGAAAAAUUCUGCACCAAAAUCCCCCAGAAAACAUCAGGAAAGGGAAAACUUGGCCACAAAAUCCCCAAAAAUUACCCUGGGAAAGGGAAAAUUUCAUCCCAUAAUCCCACACAGGAAUUCGGAAAAAGGGGUCGCAAAUCCAACACUUGGAUUUUAGGGAUGGGAAACUUCCCUGGGUGGGACUUGUGGGAUUUACCUGUGGAAUUGGAGGGUGAAAUUGCUGUCAGUGCAAUCCAGCACCAGCAGUUGGGGGUCUCCAGGGUACACCCCCAGGCACUCUGUGGGCUUGGGACUGGGGUCAGGGAAUGCUGAGAGCCCAGAAACCCUGGGACUUCCCAAAUCCUGAAUCACAUAUACUCCAGGACCAUCCCAAACCUUGCACCUCAAACCCAAACCCCAAACCCCAAACCAAAACCCUACUCCUAAACCUCUUGGGACCAUCCCAAAUGCCUUUAGAGUAUCCCAAAUCUCAAAUCCCAACCCUAACUCUAAAACCCAAACCCCAAGUGUCCCCACCAGUGAUGACGCUGGAGGCAAUGUCGAAGGUGUCAUUACCAGGGUCAAUGUCCCCUGUGCGGAAGAAGUGCUGUGCCUGGUGCCAUCUCUGGUGACACCUGCAGUGCCAGCAUAGGGGUAGUGGCCCAGGGUCUUGUUGAGGACAGCCAGGUACUGUGGGGACAGGGAAACAGUGCUGGGGAUAGCACUGGGGCACCUCAGCGUCCUCAAAUCACACCAGUGUCCCAAAUCACCUCCAUAGGCUGAGGUCCUUCAUGUCCCCAGAUGACCACUGUGUCCCCAACUCUUCUAACCCCUUUCAGUGUCCGUGUGCCACCUUCUUGAGGACAAAGGCAUGGGGUGGGAGGUGCUGGCCUGGCACAGCCCUCGGGGUGCCCAGUCCCCCUUGUCACUCCCACACCUGUGCAUGUCCCUGUGCCAGGGCUGGCAUUAACGGUAGCACCGGGCCAGGCACUGGCACAGACACCAACCAAAACGGCUUGCAACCAGCAGGGCCACCCAUGGGGUGGGCACGGAGCCACCCCAGCCUGGCCCCACGCCUGGCCUGUCACUGCCAUGCCCACCAGCAUUGCCACACCAUAGACUAAUGUGUCCCCUGGCACUGCCGUGCUCGUGGUGGCAUCUCCACGGGCAUUCCAGCACCUGCGGCGGCACUUCCAUGGCCAUGUGUGCCUUGGUAUCACCACACCCCUGGUGGCACCUCUAUGACCACCUCAUCCUGACACCCCUGAUCACCACCCCCUGUGGAUGACAGGGACACUGUGAGCACCUGCACCCUGUUCUGUCCCUUCAGUUACCCCCUUGUAGACAUCUCUGCUGCCAGUGGCACAGGUGCCACCUGAUGCCACCGUGUGGGACUUGUCCCAGUUAUCGCCGAUGGAUAGACACCUGGUGCCACUGGGCAGGGAUGAUGUCCCCAGGGCUUGUGGCAGAGCAGGACCCACACUGGGAAGGCCACAUCCGAGGCCACCAAACUGUACCCAGCAGGCAGGAGGGACACCGGUGAGAACAUGGUGGUGCCGCAGGGGGGGUGGCAGGUGACGUGUGGGGCACAUGUGGGCACAGGAACUCAUGCAUCACGGGCUGGGGCAGGUACCAUGCUCCAAAAUCAUGUCCCCUGUCCCUGUGUCCUGUUCCGUGUCCUGUGCCAUGCUCAAGGUCAUGUCCUGUGUCCUAUACCACACCCUGCACCCUGUGUCAUGUCCUAUAUGCCCCAUGUCCCAUGUUUCAUGUCUUUAGUCCCAUGUCCCAUGAAACCCUUCACGCUGUGCCCCAGUCAUGCCCAGGGCCCUACACCAAGCCCAAUCUUGGCAUCAUGGCCCUGGGAACUGGGACUGGCACUGGGGCUGGAAGCCACCUGGGACAAUGCCUGGCAUCAUGACACAGCAGCUGGAAACGUGGUGGGGACUGGGACUAGACCAAUGGACACCGGGUCUGGGGCUGGGCACUGGAACUGGACACCAAACCAGGAUCUAUCUUAAGCCCCCAUACUGGUCUGGCAGCACUGAGGUUACUGGGGAUACUGGGAGCUACUGGAGGGGUACUGUGG